Molecule: messenger RNA, 1620 nt
Organism: Didymosphaeria variabile
Lineage: Eukaryota; Fungi; Ascomycota; Dothideomycetes; Pleosporales; Didymosphaeriaceae
Gene: FRS2
Product: Phenylalanyl-tRNA synthetase, beta subunit, cytoplasmic
Exons: 4
Coding region: 1-1620 (539 amino acids)
Biological process (GO): phenylalanyl-tRNA aminoacylation
Cellular component (GO): cytosol; cytoplasm; phenylalanine-tRNA ligase complex
Molecular function (GO): phenylalanine-tRNA ligase activity; ATP binding; tRNA binding
Source: RefSeq, a predicted model, not a curated record
AUGGCAGGCGGUACGCGUGGGCCAGUGCCAGUGCCUCUGAACAGCGAAGAGCGUAACGUCACUCAGGAUGUUCUCGAUCUGCUGGAGAAGAAACAACCCCUCCAAACUUCCGAAGACUUUCCGUCGAUACGACAAGCAGAGAUCAAAGCAGCACUAGACCGAUUAGCGAGUCGGUCUAUGGUCGAAUAUGAAGCGCACGAUUCAGAACAGGUGCUUCUCACACCGGAAGCCGAGUCAAUUGUGGCAGACGGUUCGCACGAAUACAAGGUCUGGAAGGCCGUCAAGGAUGCGGGCCAGGUGCCAGUCAAGGAGAUCGCAAACAUUGUCGGUGCCGAAUCCGCGAAGGUGGGGCAGGGCAAUGCCUUCAGGAAUAAGUGGAUUAAGAAAGACGGCGACUCCCUCGUACUCGUAGCGGAAACGGUCCAGGAUGCGACUCGCGACCUCCUUAAGGGCAUUCAAGAGACUAAGACUCUCUCGGACAACAAGACGCUCAACGAGUUGAAGAAGCGCAAGCUCGUGACGUUGACCAAGGUCAUCGACUACAGCGUGAAGAAGGGACCCAAGUAUGCGAAGGAGAUACCUAUCGAGGUCACGGACCUAACGGCAGACAUGUUGGCAAGCGGUGCAUGGGAAACGGCGAACUUUAAGCCGUAUAACUUCAAUGCACUCGGUGCGUCGCAGGAUGCGGGCAGCCUGCAUCCGUUGAACAAAGUGCGGCAGGAAUUCAGGAACGUUUUCUUCUCACAAGGCUUCGUGGAGAUGCCCACCAACCACUACGUCGACUCUGGCUUCUGGAAUUUCGAUGCCCUCUUCGUCCCUCAACAACACCCUGCUCGCGAUGUCCAAGAUACUUUCUUCAUUUCGGACCCUCCUAAGGCCGACAAACCCCGUGCAGAUGCUAUCACCGAAGCUACCAUGGACAACAUGGAGUCAGGUUCAAGAAAGCUUUUUGCGAAGCCCAACGAAACCGGUGACAAGCCGAAGUCUCGAGACUUCGAGAAGUACUGGCAAAAUGUACAAGACGUUCACCAGAAUGGCGCCUUCGGCUCCGUCGGUUACAGAUACCCCUGGUCGGCAGACGAGUGUCUACGUCUUGUGCUGCGAACGCACACCACCGCCGUUUCUACUUGGGUUCUACACCGUCUAGCCGAGAACCCGCGACCUGCGCGCUACUUCUCUAUCGACCGGGUGUUCCGUAACGAGACGGUGGACGCAACACAUCUGGCAGAGUUCCAUCAAAUAGAAGGUGUCAUUGCGGACUUUGGCCUAACCCUUGGAGGUCUGAUGCGCUUCCUCGAGGACUUCUUCAGCAAGAUGGGUCUCGAGAACUUGCGCUUCAAGCCGGCAUAUAACCCCUACACCGAGCCUUCGAUGGAGAUCUUUGGCUUCCACAAGGGUCUUGACCGCUGGAUCGAAAUUGGAAAUUCUGGGCUUUUCCGCCCCGAGAUGUUGGAGCCUAUGGGUUUGCCUAAAGACAUGCGCGUUUACGGUUUUGGUUUGAGCUUGGAGCGCCCGACGAUGAUGAAAUAUGGAGUAAACAACAUCAGAGAGUUGCUCGGACACAAAGUCGACUUGACAUGGAUCAAGGAGCAGCCUGCCGUGAGGUUGGAGAAGGACUAG